GCGCGUAGUGACGUCUACAGCGUGACAGUUUUGUUGAUUGGUUUUCCAGCGGAAAAGAAAGUCUAACAGCGGAUUGUCGGACCGCCUUUUUCAGGACUUAUAGCAACCUGCCAAGUUCCCACCUGACUGCCUUCAACCAGGGGGGUUGAAGCACACAAACCAGCACAAUGUCCUACGGAAAACCAGACAGCUAUCGUACCCCUCCCCGAGACUUCAACAGCCUCAUACAGACAUGCAGCUCCAACAUUCAGAAAAUCACACAAAACACGGCCCAAAUCAAAAGCAUGGUCAGUCAGCUGGGGACGAGGCAGGACAACAGUGAACUCCAGGAUAAACUCCAACAAAUACAACACUAUACAAACCAGCUUGCAAAAGAGACCAACAAACACCUGAAAGAUCUGGGAACCCUCUCUCUCCCCAUGUCCUCCUCUGAACAGAGACAACAGAAGAUCCAGAAGGACCGGCUGAUGAACGACUUCUCGGCAGCGCUGAACAACUUCCAGGCCGUGCAGCGACGCGCAGCGGAGAAGGAGAAGGAGACGGUAGCCAGGGCCAGGACCAGGGCUGGCUCACGCCUCUCGGCUGAAGAUGGCGGCCAUGACGAGCAGCUUGUUUCUUUCGAUAACCAAGAUGAUUGGGGUCAGACCACCACACAAACGGAGGAAGUGGCCAUUACAGAAGAGGACCUGGAGCUCAUCAAGGAGAGAGAGACUAACAUCCGACAGCUGGAGUCAGACAUCCUAGACGUGAACCAGAUUUUUAAAGACCUCGCUGUGAUGAUCCACGACCAAGGAGAAAUGAUCGACAGCAUAGAGGCGAACGUGGAGAACGCAGAGGUUCAUGUAGAGAGGGGAGCAGAACAGCUUCAGAGAGCUGCAUACUACCAGCAAAAGUCGCGUAAGAAGAUGUGCAUCCUGGCCAUGGUGCUGUCCAUAGCACUCACCAUUCUGGGGAUCAUCAUCUGGCAAGCGGCCAAGUGAAGAGGUCCUUAAUUAUCUCUGUCCACCUUUUUCACCAUUUGUUUCUCUCAUCCUCCACAAAACAAAACGACAUACUCAGACUCGGUUCUUUAUCAAGUGAUUCCCUUCCCCGUCAAACCUAGUCUUGCUUUCCCCAAAAACACCACUGUGCUACAUCCAUCGUGAAAUGAUAGAUAAAUGACAGAGAAAGAUGAGAGAAGAGUGAAGAGAGAUUUUGAAAUGCACGUAUUUUAUUGGAAUGGUUGUAGUGCAGCAACACUUUUCUGAAAUGGAACGCUGCUUGAUGCACUGGGGUGAAUUGCCGUAGACAGUCAGUCUGUACAAGCAUUAAGCAGGCUUUUCCUCCUUCCUUUUCCAUCUAAGGCCAAGCUCAUUUUUCUGUAAUUCUAUUUAUGUUCAUGUGAAAGAGCAGGGCUGCGUGAGAAGACUGGAGCGGGAGUGUCUAUGAUAAAAUUAUUAAUUAAUCUAACAUCUUGAUUAUUAUCUACUAUUUACUGCACUAACACUAGCAUUGUCGUAACCACAGAGGCAAAUUACUGUUCAUGUUGCUAUUUAAUGAUGUUAUAAAAUAAAAAAAAGGGUUGUGGAUUGCAAAUUUCAAAGCGAAUAUUGCUUUCCACACAAAUACUUGUAAAUUCCACUUUUUGAAGCUGUAGAUUGUCGUUCUUUUAUUUUUAUUAUUCUUUUUUUGUAAAACUUUACGUUGCAAUAUUGAUAACUUCACAAAUUGCCACACUCCACAAAAGUAGUUCUGCUAAAUAAAAUAAAUAUUAAAAAAAUCAUAUUUUAACAAAGAAGCAACAGAGAUUAGCAUAGCUAGCAAUUACAGAGAGUGCUUGCUGUAGCUGUAUAAGUUAGCAUUCAUAAACUAUUGUCCCAUAUGGAAAAAAAGUAUGUCAUGAAUUUGGACUGAGUGCCCAUGUUGUAAAUUAUGGUGACUUUUGAAGUGCUUAAUAUAUGGUGGUGAUUUCUGCAAAUGUCUUGUAAAACUGACGUCUCAAAUGGAUUGUUGUAAGGAAUGAUUUGGAUGUGUACAUAACCAAAAUGGGAAAUGUUUCUUGAUAAGAGGUUGUAAAAAAAAAGAAACGGACCUACACUUUUAAAACAAGCGAAAAUGAUUGUCUACUUGUUUUUUAUUAUUUCUAUUUCUUCUAGAAUAUUAGUAAAACUGUCUUAAGAACAA
This is a messenger RNA of Alosa alosa (allis shad), 2163 nucleotides long. RefSeq names its product syntaxin 12 (gene stx12). Gene Ontology annotation, biological process: vesicle fusion; intracellular protein transport; vesicle-mediated transport. Gene Ontology annotation, cellular component: synaptic vesicle membrane; synaptic vesicle; SNARE complex. Gene Ontology annotation, molecular function: SNAP receptor activity; SNARE binding. Lineage: Eukaryota; Metazoa; Chordata; Actinopteri; Clupeiformes; Clupeidae. The transcript has 10 exons. The record is from RefSeq and is a predicted model, not a curated record. The coding region runs from base 168 to 980 and encodes 270 amino acids.